GCGACUCUCGACCUUGACGGGUCCACCCACCUCAUCCCAUCCACUCAUUUCACUCCACUCGUGGCAGCAGCUCCCUCUCUUCAACUUCCCCAGCAUCGUCUCCUCUCUCUUCUCCUCCCUUUCGUUUCUCACCCCACCAAUACGAAAGAGUGAGCGAACCAAGCUCUGCCUGUUUCUUGCGCAUCCUCAUCUGCCAUCCUGCGCCCGUUGUUUUCACCACUCCACCACGGCUUCUUUCUCGAUAUCGAAACAAUCCACCACCGACCUCAGACUCCAAACCUUCUGAAGCUUCCCAAAUCACAAGCUAUUUGGUACUUCCACGCAAUCAAUCGCCUACCCAAUCCUUAUUCGUGUUGCCUUUAAAGAUACCAAGAACGCGUUGUCAUUGGAGGAGAGUCUGCCUUCGGCGAAGCACUUUGCGAUCCCGGGGUAACACAAGCAAACCUCACUCUCACCGCGCUGUGGACAACAACCUCAUAACGAUCCACAACAACCAUCGAUAAGCUGCAGUGACCCAGAGAGACGACACUUCUUUGAUGGGCGAGAUUCUCUCUGCGCGCCCCCAAGCAGCAAAGAGCAGACAAGACAUCCUUUAAAAUCACCCUCCGCUCCACCAAGUCCCUGGGCCUCAUAGGUCCCAAACCGCCACGAUUCCCUCCCCGCACUCUCUCGCCGCGAUCCUGUCGCCCAGUCCCGAAGCUCCUAUUCCAGGUGUGUCGCGGUCUUCGACCCCAAAGCGCACACACGCAGAGGCCUUCUCGUCCAACUCAGAUCAGCCUUAUCUUCAACUGGCUUCACCGACCCAACACCGUGCCAGUAUCGUGUCGACUGGGGAACCGAGUCCAGGCAUACACGGGGCGGAUGACGGGGGUGGUGGAGCCAUGAGAGGAGGGCAGGAGGAGAAGAAGCCCCAGAAGAUGGUGCGGAGUUCCAUUGCCUGCGCUCGGUGUAGGAGGAGUAAAGUCAAAUGUGUCAAUAAUGGGGUACAUUCAACAUGCAAAGCUUGUGCUUCGAGCAACCGAGACUGUACCUAUCCCAUCGCAGGAUCGACACCAGCUCCAAAACGGAACGAGCCACCGAUGGGCAUAAAACAAGAAGGGGAUAUUGGCGAGAGCAAGAAACGGGUUAGAAAGCUCGAGGAUCACGGACGGAGGAAUAGCACAAGGCCUGGUGAAGAUGUACUGGAAUCGCCAAUUCUCACUAGAAAGGUCUGGGAUGAGCUCUUUGAGAUCUUCAAGCUACACUUCUCUACGGAAAUGCCGUUCCUUCAUCCUCCUACGUUUCGAAAUCGAAUGCGCCAAGCAGCUUAUCCUAGAGAUCCAUCAACCUCCCUAGCGGAUCUGGAAGAUGGGAGAGUUUUGCUUCUUGGUGUAUUGACACUGACUGCGCGCUUCCAUCCUGGCUUGGUAGCUUAUCACUCGCCCAACCAUGAUGAUCCACUUGCCGCAAGUGAAUAUUAUGCUGUACCACUCGCAGCUGCAUUUGGACCAACAAUCCGGAAUCUCACAAUCCCAUCUCUGGAGAAUAUUCAAGCAUUGCUCAUGCUUGGCCUUUACGAGUGGGGCCAAACACGAGGUCUUAGUGCUUGGCUUUAUGUUGGGUUGGCAAUCAGGCUUGCAUUCCCCAUGGGAUUAGCUUACGAGGAUGAUCCCGACCAAAAAUCACACAGUCUUAUAGCAGAUACGCGAAAGCCUUCCAAACAGCCACCAUCACCGCGGGAAGACGCCAUUGAAAAGGAAGUCCGUAGGCGAACAGUCUGGAGCUGUUUCAUCAUGGAUCGUAUGCUGGCAGCUGGAAAGUACCGACCGACCAUGAUGAGCGUUAACAAGCUUCGAGUCCAGCUCCCAUGCUCAGACGACCAAUUUCUAUUUGUCCGAAACGUUAAAACUGGCUUCCUGGACUCGGAUUGGCUGGACAGCGAUUCAUCGGAAUAUGAUUCAACAGUCAACGAUGAUGGGGUUUUGAGUCGGUUCAUCCGAUUGGUUGACAUAUUUGGACGUCUGUCUGAGUACAGUUACGCUGGUGGAAGAAGAGCCGAAAAACGACCUCCUUGGGAUGAAUCAACACAGUUCUUCCAAUUACGCCAACAACUGAAAGACUUUAAUGAUGCUUUACCUUCGAACCUUACAUACACCGAAGCCAAUCUCUCGGCCCAUAUUGAGAAGCGCAACGCUACGACAUAUGCUUCCCUUCACACGUUGUAUUCGCUCUGCCUCAUCAUGUUGCACCGCGAAUAUAUUCCUUUCAUUCCAAUCCGUUGUGAGAAGCCGGUUGGGCCUCUGGAUGAGCCAACCUUUCCAGAAGACAAGUACACAAUUCCUCCAGGAUUCUGGGAAGAGAGUGCCGAAGGCAUUAUGAAAGCCUCUCGAGACAUCGUGGAGAUUGUCAAGACGUGUCAAGAAGACAAUGUAUUGCCAGAGUCCCCGCUCAUGGGUUUUGCUAUCUACCAGGCAUCAUUCGUCUGUCUCUAUGCGGCACACUUUCCACAGAUGGACAUGGCUUGCCAUCUAGUUCCCGAAGGCAGUCUGAAUCCUAUCGACAACGACUCAGGUCUGGCAGAAGUCACGAGGAAGAUGCUCAGCGAGAUGGUUCCCAGACUGAAGAUGGUAAGAGGGUAUUUGAAGACACUUCCACGGAUGCGGAAUUACUUCCAGCGCGUAGUGGCAGAGUAUUGCUGUAGAUUCAAGCGGAAGCCCUUCUUCGCUGGGGGAGGUCUGGAAGAGUACAAGAAGUAUGAAAAGCUGUUGAAGGAAUUUGGUGAGCUGAAAGAUUCAGAUCAAAUGAUAGGAUCAGACGUGUCAGACACCGUCGAUCAAUCUCGUUCACGAGCAAGUACCAACGAUCUCGUGGGACCUGGUACGAAUGGCGAGCCAAUGCAAGGUAUUGAAGCUGUUCCGCAACAACGACCGAAUGGUGCAUGGGCACCCAUCAACGCCGCCAGUCCUUCAAUCGAAGUUGACGAGCGACCAAAAUACAACUACGGCCCAUCCCCAUACGGCAUGCCUUCCUACCAACAAUCCCCCAAUCAGUCCUCCAACGCACCAAGCCUCAUCAGUCCCAGCAACGGCGAGUCCACACCCGGCAUCAACUCCCCCUACGCCAACGUCCAGCAAUACCAACAGCCCAACCAACCGCAGCACGUAGCCGCAUACCCCUCGGUAGCACAGCACACCAUGGCGCCACCAACUGUCCAGCAACAGUACCCCUCUGACGAGGAAUACAAGAAGUGGAUAGGCGACCAGGAAGCCAUCCGAAUGAAUACUGGAUUUGACAAUUUCGCGCAGGAGAAUCCUGGUGAUGCGUGGGUGUUGCAGCAGGAUUCCAGAGCUAUCCCGAAUCAUAUGCAGGUUGUGUGGAGUAGUACUAUGCCUAUGGGAGGACCUUUGGCGGGUGCGACGUGGACUUAGGGCCGUUUAGUGGAGGGUUUUGAAUGGGUAUUACGAGUGAUGGCUGGAUUUUCUAAUGGAUGUUCGGGUUCCGUUUUCUCUAGAUUUCUGUUGGUGCUGGAUUGGUGGGAGCGGGGCGGAGUGUUUUCUCGGCUGGUCAGUUCUACGGGGUUUGGUACAUGUGAGAUGGCUGGUGUUUUAGCGCUGGAUGGGAGAUUUGGGAUUGGGAUUGGGAUUGGGAUUGGGAUUGGG
Cadophora gregata is the source of this 3638-nucleotide messenger RNA. RefSeq lists its product as uncharacterized. Gene Ontology annotation, biological process: regulation of DNA-templated transcription; DNA-templated transcription. The transcript is spliced from 2 exons. The record is from RefSeq and is a predicted model, not a curated record. Gene Ontology annotation, molecular function: zinc ion binding; DNA-binding transcription factor activity, RNA polymerase II-specific; DNA binding. Bases 882 to 3407 code for a protein of 841 amino acids. Gene Ontology annotation, cellular component: nucleus. Lineage: Eukaryota; Fungi; Ascomycota; Leotiomycetes; Helotiales; Ploettnerulaceae.